Aplosporella prunicola CBS 121167 is the source of this 1308-nucleotide messenger RNA. RefSeq lists its product as uncharacterized. The transcript is spliced from 5 exons. NCBI's taxonomy places the organism in Eukaryota, Fungi, Ascomycota, Dothideomycetes, Botryosphaeriales, Aplosporellaceae. The record is from RefSeq and is a predicted model, not a curated record. The coding region runs from base 1 to 1266 and encodes 421 amino acids. Gene Ontology annotation, biological process: lipid metabolic process.
AUGAAACUCUUCAAGCACAAGAAUGCACGGAAGCUGCCUGCUGCUUCCGCUCUCCAAUCUGCAACGAUUGCCGGGAGUGGCAGCUCUGGUGUCGUUGCUUCGGCGUCGCAUUCGGGGUUGCAUUUUGUUGACAACUCGCAAGGCGCUUCGCAAGCGGUUAAGGAACUUUCGAAUACACUCGACGAAUCACUAAAUGAGAUUGAGGUCUAUGGGGAUCGCCUUGAAGAGUACCAGGACCGGCUUGAUAGAGAAGCCAGCAAAUACUCGAACUCGUCAUUGAGCUGGUGUAAAUCCAAAGAGGAGUGGUCGUGCAACCAGAACGAUGCGGAUCUCAUCUUUGUCGCAUGGACUUGUGCGGCAGGCGCCUACGAUGUGACCCCCGUCACGAACUCGGAAAAGUGUACCUUCGAUCAAAGAAAAAUAAUCAAGCCUUCAUUAGGUGGAACAACCAAAGCGACGGUGCUUACGCUUGUUAAAGCUACUUCGCCUCACGUUGAUGCAGAGUCGAGAUUCCCUGUCCUUGUCAUAGCUGUACGUGGGACAGCAAGCACAGUGGACAACAUGGUAAACCUAAAUGCCGCUCCUCGGUCUGCAGAAAGUUAUUUGUGCAUACAGCAAAUCUGCCAAAAUCAAUCAGUCAGCCAUGUGCUCUUCACAGGCCAUUCCGCUGGUGCUGCGGUCACUUCUCUGCUCACAAGUGACAGGGUUGCUGAUAUUUUAACAGAUAUCCAACCUCGCGUUUCGUGUAUCACUUUCGGAGGACCUCCCGUAAUGAAAGCACUAAAUCAAGAUAACUUGGCCAACCCGAGCAGGACGUACUUAUGGAUCAACGUUAUCAACGAGUACGAUCUCAUCGCGCGUGCCGAUAGACCGUAUAUUCGAUCUAUCGUGGACCUUUUUCGGUCGAUGUAUGGACAGCCAAUUUUGUCAGAUGUUGAUGAAAGACUCGCUAUGCCCGAGGGUGCUUUACAUGUAUCAGGAAGUUGUACGGAUGGAGCCAAAAUUUACGAGCGUUGGCUUCUCCCACCGCCGGAGUACUGCCAUUACGGGGAUAUUAUCGUCCUUCAGCAUACUCUUCGUCCACUUAAUCCUAAUGGGCAAGAUGAUCUGACCACAGAUGGCAAAUUGAUCCUGAAGGCCUGGAAGGUCAGUUGGGCAGAAUUCUCGCAACUACUAUUUGGCCGCGUGGCUGUGCAUAGUCGGGAAAACUACCAGAAGAGAAUUGUCAAAAUUGCCGGUGGAGCACUAAGCAGGAAAUAUCCGUAGAGGUCCAAGACUUUGCUCGGAAUGGAGGUGUUUCACUGCUGU